This is a messenger RNA of Coregonus clupeaformis (lake whitefish), 2820 nucleotides long. Its product is annotated as palmitoyltransferase ZDHHC16A. The transcript is spliced from 11 exons. Gene Ontology annotation, cellular component: Golgi apparatus. Gene Ontology annotation, molecular function: palmitoyltransferase activity. Gene Ontology annotation, biological process: protein palmitoylation. The coding region runs from base 163 to 1329 and encodes 388 amino acids. NCBI's taxonomy places the organism in Eukaryota, Metazoa, Chordata, Actinopteri, Salmoniformes, Salmonidae. The record is from RefSeq and is a predicted model, not a curated record.
CUGCGCAGUAAAGGAGAAGCGUUUGUGCUAAACGAAGCUCGCGCCAGUGUAUCUCUCUUUCAAUUAUUCGCCUCCGGAUUAUUAAAACCUUCUUCAAAUCGGUAUAAUGGACAGAGAUAACACAUUUAUCGCGGGUGCCGUGCGAUCCUAAAAAAGAGUAGAAUGCGGCCGUGCCCCACCUUCCUGCUGGUGCUGCUGCGCUGGAUGCGGUUGCGCGUGUGUGCCAGAUGGUGGCGCUACAGCAAUGGCAACAACAGCAGACUACCGCUGUGUGUGAGGCAGAGAUGGGUCUACCUCAGACUGAUGGUUAACUCCCUCUGUUACAACUCCCUCACCAACUCUGAUGUCGUCAUGGACUCACUGAUGGAACCCAUCUUCUGGAUGGUGGACCUACUCACCCGCUGGUUCGGGGCGGUGUUUGUGUGUCUGGUAGUGAUAUUGACCAGUUCUAUCCUGCUGAUAGCCUAUGUGGGUCUGCUGCCCCUGAUCCUCAACACCUACUCUCCACCCUGGAUAGUCUGGCACAUCGGUUAUGGACACUGGAACCUCGUCAUGAUCGUCUUCCACUACUAUAAAGCCACCAAGACCGCCCCAGGAUACCCCCCUACGGUAAAGAAUGACAUUCCGUUUGUGUCUGUGUGUAAGAAGUGUAUCAUCCCCAAACCAGCCAGGACUCACCACUGUGGCAUCUGCAACACGUGCAUUCUGAAAAUGGAUCAUCAUUGUCCGUGGCUGAAUAACUGUGUCGGCCAUUUUAACCAGCGCUAUUUCUUCUGCUUCUGUCUCUCCAUGACCCUGGGCUGUGUCUACUGCAGCAUCAGUGGCCGGAACCUCUUCCUAGAUGCUUAUAGUGCUAUAGAGCGCUUCAAACACAUGGACUUGGAUAAAUCAGGUGUCCCGGUGACAGGGAUGGGGCAACUCAUAGGAAUCUUACCUCCUGGGCAGAGCACCUACCAGACCCCUCCUCCUCCCUACACGUUCAGAGACAAGAUGUUCCACAAGAGUAUCAUCUACAUGUGGGUGUUAACCAGCACUGUGGCUGUAGCUCUGGGGGGGCUGACUAUCUGGCACGCAGUGCUGAUAUCCCGAGGAGAGACCAGCAUAGAGAGACACAUCAACAACAAGGAGACUGAACGCAUGGCCAAACGUGGCAAGGUGUACAAGAACCCCUUUAACUAUGGCAGACUGAACAACUGGAAAGUCUUCUUUGGUGUGGAGAAGAGAAGUCAUUGGCUGACGCGAGUCCUCCUGCCCUCUGGACAUGCCCCCUAUGGGAACGGCCUGACCUGGGACAUCUAUCCAAUCAGAAAAGACAUGAUUCCCGUCUGAGACAAAUAGAAAAGAACUGACUUGAGACAUCUACCCAAUGAAGAAACACCUGAUGGCUAUCUGACCCCUGACCCCACAGACUCUGUCCACAGAGAAAACUACAUCUCCCAGCGGCCCCUGCUCCCUACAGGUGCUGAAGUCCAUUGACCAGGUUCUAUAGACGAGAAGUUGAGGUCUGAGCUGGAGAGUGAAUACUCAGAGGACUACAGGGAUGGCCAACAGGGAAGAGAUGGGGAAUGUUUGCUGCUCCCAAGUUAAACAAACCUGGUCAUUUCCAUGUAAAAGGACCCAUGAGCACCAACAUGUGAUGUUCAUAGGAGCAUGUCAAAUUGGGUGUCAAAUAAAAGCUAAGAGUCUAUAUUUUUGAGAAAUGAAUGCAUAUAGAAAUGUUUAAACCAUUUCCCAUCCUAAAAAUUAGGAAUAACAAACGCUUUGAUUUCUUGUCAGAUGGAAAAGGGGUCUUAGAAAACAUCUACCAGAAAAAGUCUUAAAAUGUAUUAGAAAUGCAUCAAAAGAUAAUGAUGUUGAAGUAAAGACCCCUGCCAAGUAAUAGCAACAAUUGAGUUUAGGAAAAAAAUGUCUGCCUUCUGUAAGUUUAAGAAACAUUGCCUUUUGCCUUGAAAUUCCGUUACCAAAAACCUACAUAUCUUUAAGAUAUUUUCAAAUUUCUCUCCUUUACUUGUUACUCCUUCCAGAAGUAACAAGUAAAGGUAGAACUAUCAAUUAGUGAUAGUUUUUACUUAUAUCAAUUUUGUUAUGAAUUAUUAAGGGAUUAAAACUCGAAAUUCUGUUACCAAAUCGGUAACAGAAUUUCUGCAAUUGAAUUGGCUACAAUUGGAAAUCAUAGUAGUCACAAACCACAGUUGGGUUACCUGCUACAGUCCUCCCUUCCACUGGCAUACUGUUAUGUUCAGCUGAUAACUGGUUUCUUUCUGUCUAGUGGCCAAAGCAAGAGUGAAAAGUCUGGACAUCUCUCUCUCGCUCGCUCCUCUUUCCUCUCUCUCGUAACCUCUUCCUGCUUUUACUGACACCUACCCAUGAGUACCCUCUCUUUCCAUUUACUGUAACCAGCCUCCUCACCCACUGAGCAUCGGACGUCCAUGGACGUAAAAAGUAGUUAAAAUUUGGUUCAUUGCGCCCUGGCCUUGAUUUCAUUGCCCACAGAUGUUUUUUGGUCCGGUCCAGACCAGCCUUGAUUUCAACGUCCACAGACGUCUGGACAGGCCUUCAUUUGACCCAAACAUAGUUUUUCACAAGUUUGGACAGUACAGUAGAAUCCAUUAAAGAAAAGUAUAGUUCAGUACAUUACUGCACAGUAGAUAGAGUACAGUAUAGUUCAGUACAGUGAAGAAAAGUAGAGUUCAGUACAGUACACAGUAGAGCACACGAGUUGAUUACACUAAUGUACUGAACUAUAAUGUACUGAACUAUACUAUACUCUACUUGACUGUACUGUACUGAACUCUACUGUUCUAAAUUUUUUUACAUUUU